Carlito syrichta (Philippine tarsier) is the source of this 2013-nucleotide messenger RNA. RefSeq names its product solute carrier family 4 member 1 adaptor protein (gene SLC4A1AP). Lineage: Eukaryota; Metazoa; Chordata; Mammalia; Primates; Tarsiidae. The record is from RefSeq and is a predicted model, not a curated record. The coding region runs from base 278 to 1741 and encodes 487 amino acids. The transcript is spliced from 13 exons.
GCUCUUCGUCCUGCAGGUAAGUAGCGCGAACCGAAACUGAAGUCUCGGAGCUCUCCGGUGGGCGAUGACAGACGCGGAGAAGCGGCUGGCCCCCGUGUCCGGCCUCUGUCCACACGGCCCUGUUUCCGAAAGCAACUUCCACGAUCCUGAGCUCUAAACGAACUUUCCUGCCUUGGUUCAUCAGGGACCAGAGGAAGACCGAGAGGCAGAAUCCGAGUUAACCGUCACGCAGUUGAAGGAAUUGCGCAAGCAGCAACAAGUGUUGUUGGAGAAGAAGAUGCUGGGAGAAGACUCAGAUGAAGAAGAGGUGGACACCUCUGAAGGGAAGAGAGACGCUAGUAGCCAAGAUGAUGAGAUGGGUUGCACCUGGGGAAUGGGAGAAGAUGCUGUAGAGGAUGACGCCGAAGAGAACCCCAUUGUUGUAGCGUUUCAGCAAGAAAGGGAGGCCUUUUACAUAAAGGAUCCCAAAAAGGCUCUCCAAGGUUUUUUUGACCGGGAAGGAGAAGAAUUAGAGUAUGAAUUUGAUGAACAGGGACACAGCACUUGGCUCUGCAGGGUGAGAUUACCUGUGGAUGAUUCAACUGGAAAGCAACUGGUAGCUGAGGCCAUUCACUCAGGAAAGAAAAAAGAAGCCAUGAUCCAGUGCUCACUGGAAGCUUGUCGGAUCCUUGAUACCUUGGGAUUGCUGCGGCAAGAAGCAGUAUCUCGGAAAAGGAAAGCCAAGAACUGGGAAGAUGAAGACUUUUAUGACAGUGAUGAUGACACGUUCCUCGAUCGGACUGGCCUGGUUGAGAAGAAGCGAUUGAAUCGGAUGAAGAAGGCUGGGAAGAUUGACGAGAAGCCAGAGACCUUCGAAUCCUUGGUGGCAAAAUUAAAUGAUGCUGAAAAGGAGCUGUCUGAAAUUUCUGAGAGGCUGAAAGCCUCAAACAAAGCUCUAUCAGAGUCGCCAUCUCAGGACUCCUUAGAUGCAUUCAUGUCAGAAAUGAAAUCAGGGAGUGCUUUAGAUGGUGUAUCCCGGAAGAAACUUCACCUGAGAACAUUUGAACUGAGGAAAGAACAACAGAGACUGAAGGGGUUAAUAAAAAUUGUAAAGCCAGCAGAGAUUCCAGAACUAAAAAAGUCUGAAAGUCAGGCUGCAGAUGCAGAAAACAAAGCUAGAAAGUUUACGUUCCCUCUCUUUGGUGCCAUGAAAGGAGGAAGCAAAUUCAAAUUAAAAACUGGAACAGUUGGGAAGUUACCCCCUAAGCGUCCAGAACUCCCUCCGGCUCUAAUGAGAAUGAAGGAUGAGCCCGAAGUAGAGGAGGAGGAGGAAGAGGAAGAAGAGGAAGAGAAGGAAGAGGAUCGCAGGAAGGAAACAGUGGGGGAUGGAAGUAGCAGGCCGCAGCCAGAGGUGGAGCUAGAGGCGGCCGUGCCAGAGGCGAGGCCCCCCAUGGACCUCAUACUGCCUGCAGAAGCCCGAGACCGAGAAAACAGGCCUCAACUCAGCCAGGCGGAGCAGAGUAAAGGCUAUCAAGAGAUGAGCGAAGCCGUAUUCCCGCACGAGGAACCCUCAGCAUCAAAGAAUGAAUAUGAGAAAAGCAGAGAUGAAUUGAAGAAGAAGAAAACUCCUGGUCCAGGCAAAUUCCCACCAAUACUUUCUUCCAAAUAUCCCGAAGAUGACCCAGACUACUGUGUGUGGGUCCCACCUGAAGGCCAAAGUGGAGAUGGCAGAACCCAUCUUAAUGACAAGUAUGGCUACUGAUUGCUUCAGAAUCCCAAAGGAAGACCUUGUGGAAUGUGGGCUACUUGGGAAAGCAUGGUGAACUGAAUGAAUCAGGUGGUCGUUUGCCCAACCUGGUGACUGGCCUUCCUUGGUACUCUUGGCUUCCUUGAUUUACCUGCUCAUCAGAUCCUCCUGAGUUGGGUAUUUCGGUUUUAAAGUGUUUGUAUAUGUAUGUAAAAAGGGAACCAUGUAUUAUGAGAAUUAGUAGAGUGAGAGGCAUGACUCUAUUAAAAGAAGAAACUGAAGAUGUC